Molecule: messenger RNA, 1293 nt
Organism: Rhodofomes roseus
Lineage: Eukaryota; Fungi; Basidiomycota; Agaricomycetes; Polyporales; Fomitopsidaceae
Exons: 3
Coding region: 40-1173 (377 amino acids)
Source: RefSeq, a predicted model, not a curated record
GCCGUCGUCACGGUAUCGUCGACCACCUCUCGAGCAGCCAUGGUCCCUCCGCUGCCCAUAGAGCUCACUGACUAUAUCAUCGACUACCUGCAUCAAUACGUCCAUUCCGAGUCGCUCGGCGCAUGCGCUCUUACAUGCAGCGCUUGGUUGCCCGCGGCUCGCUACCACCGGUUUCGGUCGCUCACCAUCAAGUCCAAUGACGACCUCGAAGAAUUCGCAGCACUCGUAGCUUCGUCGCCCGCAAUAGGUCCUAUCGUCCACAAAUUGCGAGCACACCGGCCCACUCCCGAGUGCCUCUUAUCCAUCUUGCCUUCACUUCCAUCACUCACGGAGCUUGAACUGUAUGACGGCAAGUUCACCCGGGGCGACCUCAAAUGCAUCGCCACUAAAUUUACUACUGUGCGGGAUCUGUACUUGGAGGCCUGCGUACUUCCCUCAUUGGACGUGCUAGCGGAUCUGCUCGUGUUCUUUCCUGGGCUCGAAAGCUUGGCAAUAUCUCAGCUCCUUCUGAGUCCCAUUCCAUACAAUGCCGCGCACCCUGCUGUUGGGCUUCCGAGUCUGGCCCGUCUACAGACUGUCUCAAUAAAUGCCGGUUUUGCACCACGCGAUGACGAGCUGGAGAGACUCUAUAGCUGGCUUAUCGACACAUUAAGCCCCGACCAACUCGAGACGCUCGAGAUUAUUCGUUACCACGACCCGAGGCCUCUUCAGCCCUUGUUCGACGCCUUUGGCUCGCAGGGCAUAAGGCACCUGUUCUUGGAACUGACCUAUAUCAACGACAAGGCUAUGCGGACUCUAUUCACGCUGAAGCCCUGCGUCAACUUGCAAACGAUAUCGAUUACGCUCGGAACCCCUGAGCCCCCGGGACCGACGGUGGACCUGACAUGGAUCAAUGUGCUUAUAUCCCAGCUCAACUCUGCUUUCCUCGAGAUGAUCACUCUCUCGAUCAACGGUCGUCGAAUCUUGAAGGAGGGUGACUGGAAGUUUGACAGUAUCCGGGCGCUGGAUUGGAAAAGCAUCAACCACACGCUCCAGCAGCCUAUCCUCAAAAAUCUGCGAAAAUUCGAGAUACAUGGCCGAGGUCCUGAAGAGCCACUCCAGGAGUGUUUGGAGCAGAGCUGCCCCGGUGCUUACAAAAGAGGGUUGUUUCGAAUGAUCGUAAGAGACUAUUGAGACGUCUUGAUCAACCACUGGUAUUUUUAUCCAGUCUGAAUCAAUUAUGAGUCUUGCCAACGCUCGAGAUAGUGAUGCGUUCAAUAUGCAUGUGCAGCAUGUCCUUCUGUCUAAGUGGUC